UUUCUCCUCUUUGCAUCUCAUAAUUUUUCCUCCCCUGAAUAUCUCCACACAUCGGUGGAAGAGAAAAGAAAAAAGGAGAAGAAAAGGACCACAAAAAAUGCUCCGUUCCACAGUUUCGAGGACCCUCCGCGAGCCACUCUGCCGGCAGUUCUCCGUUUCAGCUGUAGUGGGCGAACACAAUGUCAAUAGGUUAGGAGUUAUUGGUGCCGGACAGAUGGGACUCGGAAUAGCCCUCGUAGCUGCUCAGGAUGCUCGAGUUCCGGUAACGUUAGUGGAUAACUCGCCGGAGUCUAUCCAUAAGUCUAUAACCUUCAUGGAAACGUUGCUGCAGAAGAGUGUCGACAAGGGCCGUUUGGCCAGUGAUGAUGCCCAAAAAAUCAAGGAUCGCGUUACCACGUCUACGCAGCUCUCAUCUCUCUCAGAAUCCGAUUUCGUUAUCGAAGCUGUGCCUGAAAUCCCCUCACUGAAAACGAAUAUAUUUUCCAAGCUAGCAGAGAUCACACCUUCAAACGCAAUCCUCGCGACAAACACCUCAAGUAUCAGCAUAACCAAAAUCGCAGCAGCAGCGAGGGGGGCCGAGCACCGGGUUCUGAGCACACACUUUAUGAACCCAGUACCUGUUCAGAAAGGUGUCGAAAUCAUCACGGGCUUACAAACCUCUCCUGAAACCCUCACCCGUGCCCUCAGCUUUGUAAAGGCCAUGGGGAAAAUCCCAAGCACGAGUAAAGACUCGCCAGGAUUCCUGGCAAACCGUAUACUGAUGCCGUAUAUCAAUGAGGCUGUGAUCUGCCUCGAGACGGGGAUAGGUGGGAGAGAGGAUAUCGAUAAUAUCAUGAAGAAUGGGACCAAUGUUCCUAUGGGGCCACUGCAGUUGGCCGACUUUAUCGGGCUGGAUACUUGUCUGGCCAUCAUGAAAGUCUUGCACGAGGAUACGGCUGAUUCAAAGUACCGUCCCGCGGUCUUGUUACAGAAGAUGGUUGAUGCAGGGUGGUUAGGGAAGAAAUCUGGGAAGGGUUUUUACGACUACCCAUGAAAUGCGGCGCAGAGUAGUUGUUAAUCCUCUCCCAUUGGUAACAAUAAUCGAUUGAAUAUCAGCGAAA
Messenger RNA from Tuber melanosporum (Perigord truffle), 1100 nucleotides. RefSeq lists its product as uncharacterized. The transcript has 4 exons. The record is from RefSeq and is a predicted model, not a curated record. Gene Ontology annotation, biological process: fatty acid metabolic process. Gene Ontology annotation, molecular function: NAD+ binding; oxidoreductase activity, acting on the CH-OH group of donors, NAD or NADP as acceptor. Lineage: Eukaryota; Fungi; Ascomycota; Pezizomycetes; Pezizales; Tuberaceae. Bases 98 to 1033 code for a protein of 311 amino acids.